This is a messenger RNA of Musca vetustissima, 1094 nucleotides long. RefSeq names its product ribonuclease Z, mitochondrial-like. Gene Ontology annotation, molecular function: 3'-tRNA processing endoribonuclease activity. Lineage: Eukaryota; Metazoa; Arthropoda; Insecta; Diptera; Muscidae. Gene Ontology annotation, biological process: mitochondrial tRNA 3'-end processing. Gene Ontology annotation, cellular component: mitochondrion. The record is from RefSeq and is a predicted model, not a curated record.
GUUUGGAUCGAACAGCUGAAGCCAAACUACAACCCAGUGAAUAUAUUAAUGAAACCCAAGUUUUACCCGAUUUCCCUGGUAUGUUGGAAAAACUUAAAGUUGAUAUGAAAGCAACAUCCUCCUCUGCUCAAAGUCCAAAUGCAAAAUAUCCCAUUAUAACAUUCCUUGGUACUGGAUCCUGCAUACCUAACAAGACACGUAAUGUUAGUUCCAUACUGGUACAAUCUCAUGAAAAUUGUUAUGUCCUCUUGGAUUGCGGUGAAGGCACCCUGGGUCAGAUACAACGAAUGUUUGGCAUGACCAAGAAAAUUAUUUAUGUUUCACAUUUACAUGCCGAUCAUCAUAUUGGCUUAAUUGGUUUGCUAACCGAACGCAUAAAGUUAUCAGGUGAAUUGAAAGAGGAUCUAAAGAAAGUUUUGGUAAUGGCACCAAAACAAAUUGAACCCUGGUUAAAUUUCUAUCAAAAUUGUAUAGACAAUAUAAAAGAUGCUUAUGAGCUGAUUGGCAAUGCUGAUAUGUUGGAUGAGCCAAUGAAUCUGAAAGAAACGCAUCAAGAUUUGGGAAUUGAUGCUAUACAAACCUGUAUGGUCAAACAUUGUCCACAUUCAUUUGGUGUUAAGCUAAGUAUUACUCCCGUGGAAAAUCCGGAGGAACCCAUAACUGUGACCUAUAGUGGUGAUUCAAUGCCCUGCAAAGAUCUUGUCGAUUUGGGUCUAAAUUCUACAAUACUCAUACACGAAGCCACCAUGGAAGAUGAUUUGGCCGAUGAGGCAAAAAUUAAAAUGCACAGCACAAUAUCUCAAGCCAUACAACAGGGCCAGGCAAUGAAUGCCAAACAUAUUAUCCUAACACAUUUCUCUCAACGUUAUGCCAAGUUGCCACGUUUAUCGGUGGAUGAGAAUAAUACCUGUACAAUGUCGAAUGUUUCGAUAGCCUUUGAUAAUAUGCAAAUAUCAUUGGAUGAUUUGCACAAUUUCCAUUUAAUGUAUCCGGUAAUGCGUUCUCUGUUUGCCGAACAUGCUGAGGAGUUGGAACAGAAGGCCUUAAAGCGUGAAAUGAAAUUGGAACGAAAAAGGAAAUUAAUGAGCACAUAA